Messenger RNA from Engraulis encrasicolus (European anchovy), 4948 nucleotides. It is a transcript of the gene ppap2d, whose product is annotated as phosphatidic acid phosphatase type 2D. Gene Ontology annotation, cellular component: plasma membrane. Gene Ontology annotation, biological process: phospholipid dephosphorylation; signal transduction; phospholipid metabolic process. The record is from RefSeq and is a predicted model, not a curated record. Gene Ontology annotation, molecular function: phosphatidate phosphatase activity. The coding region runs from base 563 to 1552 and encodes 329 amino acids. NCBI's taxonomy places the organism in Eukaryota, Metazoa, Chordata, Actinopteri, Clupeiformes, Engraulidae. The transcript has 6 exons.
UCGAGUAGGCGGGAGCACAGCAACAGUGGUUACAAAUCAGGACCGUCCCAAGAAGUUUGCUGGAGAGAGGGAGGAACGCGCAGGAGUAUGGAAAAUACCACAUAGCUCGUUGGAAAAGUUGAAUAGACAUGACUUGUGGAGGUUCAAAGAGCGAAGAAUAUUUAAGAUAUUGGCAUUCUGAAGUAUCGAUGAAGUUUUGACCAGCUAAACAGCCUCGUGAUGCCAAGACCGCCUCAAGUUUCUGAAGCUGCAAAACUUGGAGAGAACACGGAGGUUUGACAGGCAUACAGUUGGUGUUUUGAUUGGGAUUAGAUUCAUUUUAAACCUUGACAUUAUCGUACAUCAGUUAUCAUUACGCCUCUCAACAUACCUCUAAAUUAAAUUGCGCUAGCGGACAUGUGUGAGAUGUAGUAAUGAGGCUGUUUUUCCUGGGAUUGUUGGAUAUGACAAACAUACACCAUAUGCUGUAAGUUUCCAAGUUUACAAAUGACAUAAGGUCGCUGGAGAGAAGACUGUGCGCGCAAAAAGUUUUGGACAUAUUGGUUUAGGAGAAUUAUUGACAAUGCAAAAGUUCAAUACGACGCACAGCAGUAGCACGGCGAGCCGGGACACGGAGCAGCAGCGGCUGGCUGAUAACGGGGCGGCCGGAGAUGGCUUGAAGGGGAACGGCAAGAAACACAUGAUAGCCGAACCUGUGGAGAAUGCCUUCUGCACCAAGAGGAAAAUGCUGGUCGGCUUGGACAUCAUUUGCUUACUAGUUGCCUCCAUCCCGUUCUUUGCGUGCGAGCUGAAGGCGGUGAAGCCGUACAGGCGAGGGCUGUUCUGUGGAGACUCGUCCAUCACGUACCCCUACGUGGAGCGCGAGGCCAUCCCCGACGGACUGCUCAUCGCCGGGGGAAUCAUCAUCACCGGCCUCACGAUUGCACUGGGGGAGUGCUACCGGGUGCGCUACCGUGGUGUCCACUCGCGAGCGUUCGUGCAGAACCGCUACGUCUCCUGCCUCUACAAGGAGCUGGGUAGCUUCCUGUUCGGCUGCUGUGUCGGCCAAUCGCUGACAAACAUGGCCAAGCUGAGCGUGGGCAGGCUCCGCCCAAACUUCCUGUCCGUAUGCAAUGUGACGUACGAGUCGCUGGGCUGUGCGCCAGGGACCUACCUCCCGCACGUCACCUGCAGGCAGCAGAACGACAAGAUGGUGGAGGAGGCCAGGAAGUCUUUCUUCUCGGGCCAUGCGUCCUUCGCCAUGUACACCAUGCUGUAUCUGGCGUUCUACCUGCAGGCGCGGUUCUCGUGGCGUGGUGCGCGUCUGCUGCGGCCGCUGGUGCAGUUCCUGCUGGUGAUGCUGGCCGUGUACACGGGCCUCAGCCGCAUCUCCGACUACCGCCACCAUCCCACCGACGUCAUCGUCGGCUUCCUACAGGGAGCGCUCACCGCAUACUGGGUGGCCUUCUACAUCUCCUCCAUGUUCAAGAGCCACCGCAGCAGCAGUGAGCUGUCGUCCCCCACCAGCGUGUCCCUGGAGAGCCCCCUGUCCAGCCAGCAGACGGUCUGCUAGCACCCACCCCCCCCCUCCACCUCCACCCACAACCACCCACCUCCAACUCCACCCAACAACCUCCAGCCAGCCAGCCAGCUAUCCACACACCCCAGGCCAGCCAGCCCAGCCAGACAUCCCAGCCCAGGACAAAGGGCCGUCCGAGGGAAGCUGAGCAGGGUUACACUACAGCAGUGGAGGUGGCCAGGAUGGGAGGAGGAGGAGACGAGUUGAGGAGAGGAGAGGAGAGGGGAGAGGAGAGGAGAGGAGAGUGCCCUGCGGAAAGGAAGGAAGGAAGGAAGGCAGGCAGGCAGGAUGCGCAGCAAGAGAGAAGAUGGAGGAUGGAGACUGUGAAAUAUGUAUGGUCAGAGUGCACACCGUGAACUAACUCACCCGGGACGGGACCGGGGGCUGUGGAGAGCAGAGCUACGUCCUUCACACCGGGUGAAUGAAUGCCUGCAGUAAACAAGGACAUAUACUAUAUAUAUGAAAACAAUGUGUACACGCACACACACACACACACACACACACACACACACACACACACACACACACACACACACACACACACACACACACACACACACACACACACACACACACACACACACACACACACACACACACAAAACAUACUGCCUCACACAUGCAGCCCAGCACACCAACUCAAACAUGUGCCUACAGCAAGACAAGUAGCUGUUGAGCAAACCAACCCGUCCACCCUGUGAUAAAACAUUGUAUUUUUUUUUUCUUUUACUGUUUUGUAAUGAUUACUUUAUAUAUAAAUAUACACGUACCUGAAUAGAAAUCUAUUUUCACUGAACAGACAGACGAAAAGAAUUGAAAAAAAAAAACAGAAACGGAACCUGUUAAUGCUGCUAAUAUCAGAGUCCUCGCCAGUCAGCCGGUUUGAAGCUGUUUGUUCUUCUUGCACCACGAUGAUUGUUUUGCCCAUGGCUUCAUCUGUCCCCUGCUGGGUUGCCUCUGGACACCUAUACGCCCAUGCAGUGGUCAAAAUACACAACCUUUUUUUUUCAUUGUUAAUUAAUUUCUUUUUUUUUCUCUGUCAGAGGCUAAACUGCAACCUGCCCAGUCUGUCACUGCAGGGUAGUCUCUGGACGCUUACACCCAUGCAGUGGUCAAAAUACACCUUUUUUGUGUGUUUUUUAAAUUUUAUUUUAUAUUUAAUUUCUUCUUCUCUGUUAAAGGCUAAACCACAGCCUGUCAGUCUUGACACUGCUGGCUAGCCUUACACCCACGCAGUGGUCAAAAUACACCAUUUUCUUUUUGCUUUUUAUUUUGUUGUAUUUUUUUCCUUUUUUCCCCGUAAGAGUCUAAGUCUGUUGCACAUGCGUGGGUAGACACGGUAGGUGGGUAGGUACCGUAGGUUAGCUAGUUAGGCCCGUAGGUCAUAACAAGAUGUUGAUUGACUACACUAGAUCGAUGAGAUGGGAUGGCUGUAGCAUUUAGCCCCUGAGAUUGCAGCCGGAGGCACUGACAAAACCAGACGCUCCCUCUUGAGGUUUGGGAGAUGGUUGACCCGAGGCAGGGAAAGUGGAGGGAUAGAGAGAGGGGCAGGAUGGAUAGAGAGAGGGAGGGAGGAAGGGAGGGAGGGUGGUGUUAGACUGACCCCGUUAUUUUACAAUCACCCCAAACGUUUGACUGCUUGUCCUCCUCCUUACGUACUCCCAUCCAUCAUUCUUUUCCAGACGUUCUCAGAAGUAGCCAGUGGCACUGACACAACCAGCCCAGCACACGGUCACACACCUUUUUACUUCAGUUCAUACACUUCUCAUUCACACGCUUUUUUAUUAUCCUUUUUGUUCUCUGUUGCCUUCAUUUGUUUUGUUUGGACUGAAUAAGGAGGAAGAGCUACUUCAUUAGUUGGAGGUUGUUCGCUUCUCUGUUUUGUUCUGUUUUGUUUUGAUGUUAGCGUCGUGUUGUUAACCACUCUGUGAUGUGUUCUUACCGCGCCCUUGAGGCGGGAGGGCAGGCAGGCGGAGCUGUGACUGAAUAGAAUAGAAUAGAGCCCUGAACAGAACAGGAGCCUGUUUGACCCUCCAUUGACACUCGCCCUUUGACCUCUGACCUUUUGCUCUCCACACGGCUUGCAAGUCAUCUCUCUACUCAAACUCAAUUCCUUUCCUCUGCCCUCUGUCCUCAGUGUUGAAUUGUGUAAAGUCAGUUUUACAGUGUGAAACACUGCAAGCCAGUGAAGCGUAAAAAGGCAAGUUGCCCCGCUGCCUUAAGUUGGUCAGUUAACUCAACUCGAUGCUUUCUCAAAUUGAGUUAACUUACAAACUUAAGGCAGCAGGGCAACAUUCUUUUUUUAACGUUUAAUUGGCUGCAAUGUUUUAAAGUUUAUGUUGGACGUCCAUUUUGAGUGUCAAACUACAGACGUGAUGUAUCUGGAAAAGAAAGUAAGCCUUGCUCUUGUGGCACAUGAGGACAUCUCCCUAUGAUCUAGGGUUGAGAACAAGUCGUAUUUUCCAGAGUUGUAUGAAGUAGAAGUAGAAGUAGAAGUACUCUUACAGGUGUAAUUACAGCACUAGUGGUAUGACAUUACAUGGUUUCAACUUUGUAAUACCACACUACUAGUGUUGUAAUUACAUCUGUAAGAGUACUUUUAGUUCUACUUGAUAUAAUUCUGUUCUCAAUUGUAUUUUUAAAUGUUAGAAUGAUGUCCAAUAAAAAAAAACUUACCUACCCAGGUUGAUAGCAAGGACAAAGGCCAGAGGAAAAGAUGUGAGUGUGGAAACUUGACUUGCAUUCCACUCACCCGGUUUUCUUCAAAGGAGAUAGAGUGGGUUGGCACCUUGGAGUGGUAGACCCCCCCAAUCUGGGACAAACCUGUGUAUCACUCUCUAUAGCACUUGAACUACAUAGAGGAAUAUUAUAAUUUGUAAUAUGUACAUUAUAUAAAUAUAUGAUAUAUCUAUAUGAGUGUAUUUUAUCUCAAGUUUGUAAUGAUAAUAAUAAUCAGUGUUGUCUUCCUCUGUUUGGUUUUGUCCAUUAUACAUUAUGUACAUGUUUUAUCCUCCUCUUCCCUUUGCAUAAUUGUCCUGAUUGAAUGUAAAUAUCUCCUUUUAUAAACCACCCAGAAUUUCAGAAAGUAUUAGAUAUUAUUUUUGUGUUCCUCGUUUUUGUUUUUUGUCGGUAUAGUUUUGUUUUUCGUUGUUUUUGUGUUUGUUUGUUCGUUUUUCUGUGUUGAUCAGGUACGGAAAAGUUGCUUCUGUUCUAAUAUUAUACGUGUAUAGUGACUGAGCCAGAGUUAUAUCAAAAAGCUAUAUUCUUUUAUGUCUAGUUUUAUUAUGUUUGUGUUUAUAUGUGUUUCUGUGAAAGCCAGCAAGGGCGAAAAUAACCACUGUAUUUGAAAAAAAAAGAAACCAAACCAAUAAAAUGAAUGUUUCACCUUUA